GUAAAUCCGCCGAAAACGCCGCCAUCCGACGACCCGGUUCGAAGCGCACAUCUCCGGGGCAAAGACGCCGGGGCUCAGCAGAGAGGAAUCAGUGGCGGAGGAGGAGAGAGUAACCGCUGCGCUGGAUGGUGGGGAUGAUGAUGAUGAUGAUGAUGAUGCCAGCAAAGGCUUGAUGUUCGCCUACACGCCCCGCUGAUAACACACGGACUGUCGGAGCUGGUGGCAGUUGUGGUGGUGGUGAGGAUUAUCCAGGAGGCUGCAGAGAAGGAGGGGGGAGGCAGCAACGAGCAUCAUCCGGAGAGGACGGUUUUUUAAGGGCGGCUAGGCGACGAUAAAACAGUGACAAAUUUUUCGGAAAUAUAAGCAAAAGCCGGUAAUAUAUAUACACACACGUAAAAAUCUCGACAAGGACUUUCCCGUUGGGGGGCUGCGCUUAUUUAGCCUGUAACUAUCAAAAGAUAGUGGCCUACUGGGAAGAAAGUCAGCUCAUGAUUGUUCCAGAAACACAUGCACGUCCAGCGGUGCUGAAUCAGACACUUCCAGCUGUUAUGCAACUCCAAUCAAUUGCCAUUCUUUAGGAAGUGUGCCACCGUUUCUCUCCGGCGCUGUGCGGCCGUGGUGGUCUUCGAGGGUUCGGCUGGGAUUACUGAGGCUGCUCGCUCAUUUCAGUGAGUGUGAGUGUGUGUGUGUGCGUGUUGGGGGGGUAGGACCAUAUCGGACGCUUGGUAAUCGAGCUCGGAGGACAGAAGAUGUCGGGGCAGACGCUAACGGACCGCAUCGCCGCGGCUCAGUACACCCUGACGGGGUCCGAGGUGUCCCGAGCUGUGUGUAAAGCCACCACACAUGAGCAGACAGCUCCAAAGAAAAAGCACCUGGAAUACCUGAUCCAGGCCACACAGGACACCAAUGUGAACGUCCCCCAGAUGGCCGACACGCUGAUGGAGAGGGCCGGCAACGCAAGCUGGGUGGUGGUUUUUAAAGCCCUGAUCACCACACACCACAUGAUGGUGCAUGGGAAUGAGAGAUUCCUCCAGUUCCUGGCAUCUAGAAACACCUUGUUCAACCUCAGCAAUUUCCUGGACAAAACUGGCUCCCACGGCUACGACAUGUCCACAUUUAUCAGACGCUACAGCCGCUAUCUCAACGAGAAAGCCUUUGCCUACAGACAGAUGUCCUUCGACUUUGGCAGAGUAAAGAAAGGAGCUGAGGGAGUGAUGAGGACCAUGUCAGUGGAGAAGCUGCUGAAAGGAAUGCCCAUCCUGCAGAGCCAGAUCGACGCACUGCUGGAUUUUGAGGUGCAUCCACAGGAGCUGAACAAUGGAGUGAUUAAUGCCUGCUUCCUCCUGCUCUUCAAAGAUCUGAUAAAGUUAUAUGCCUGCUACAAUGAUGGUAUCAUCAACCUGCUAGAAAAAUUUUUCCAGAUGAAGAGGAGCCAGUGUAAAGAUGGGCUCGAGAUCUACAAGAGAUUUCUUACACGAAUGACUCGGGUCUCUGAGUUCUUCAAAAUUGCUGAGCAAGUGGGAAUAGACAAAAAUGACAUACCAGAGCUCACUCAGGCCCCGGAAAGUCUUCUGGAGUCCCUGGAGACCCACCUCAACACUCUGGAGGGGAAGAAGCCGGAGGAUAAGUCACCAACUAAGGAGGCAACAGCCAACAACACCACGGCGGCUCCAGCUCCGGCUGCUGCUGCUGCUGCUGCGCCCCCCAAGCCCACUGCCCCCGCUCGUCCGGGGCCUCCUGCCAAACCCCCUCCACCUUCUGUCACCCCCACCGCACCAGCGCCCGCCGCUGCCAGCAAUGCCCUUGAUGACGGGUUCCUGUUGGAUCUAGACCCCAUGUCCUCUUCAUCAGCAGGGGGCGCUGCAGCUACUUCCUCCAUCACUGGAUGGGGAGAUCUCUUAGCUGAAGCAACUCCAGCUGCUACCGAUGGAGCCUCUGAAGCUCUCCUGGCAGACGGAGAGUCUGUCGAUGCUGACGCUGCAUCCACUGCCACCGCCGCUGCCGCCGCUGCUGCCCCCGUGGCUGCCGCGCCGACGCCUGCCGCCGCUGCCCCCGCUGCAGCUCCGGCACCCACCUCGCUGCCCAUCUCUGCUCCCGCCACCACCUCAGCCGCAGAAAUCGACCUUUUCGGAGAUGCCUUUGCACCUUCCCCAGGAGACGGUCCUGCCGCCGUGGCCGCGGGCCCUGCCGCUGAUGCGUUUGGUGGAUCUGACCCCUUUGCCACAACUGAGGGGAGCGCGGACAUUGCUCCAGGGCUGGACCUCUUUGCAAUGAGGCCCACCGACACGGGGGCCGCCGCCACCGCAGUCACCCCUCCAACCUCUAGCGAGGCGCCGACCAUCAUCGCCCCCAUCGCUGCCCCCGCUGCCCCAACCCCUUCUUCCACCACCACCACUACUACCACAACCACCACCGACACCACCACCACAGAGUCUGCAGCUGCUCCGACUCUAGAUAUCUUUGGUGAUAUGUUUGAUUCUAUGCCUGAGCAAAGCCCUACCACAGAAUCCAAAGCUGCUACCACUCCUAGCGUAGACCUUUUUGGUGCAGACCUUCCUGCUGUCUCGCGCGGGCCCUCUCCUUUGCCCGAGCCUGCUCCGGUUGGAGACAUCGUUACAGAUUCGUAUUCGACUCCGGCUCCCGCUCCAGCUCCUGCUCUUGCACCAGAAGCCUCGUCUCCACCUAAAGCAGAGCCAGAGCCGGUCAUUGACCUGUUGGACUCCUUCAGUGCUCCUGUGGAGGAAAAACCAAGCUCUGCUCCUGGAGGACCCGGAGACGAUCUGCUGGGAGGCCUGAUGUCACCCACCCUUACUCCUGCCGUAGCCCCUGCUCUGGCUCCAGCCUUGGCUCCAGCUUCUCUGCAGAACGACCUCUUGGAGUCGGGCCUUGAUGCUCUGGCCUCGCUUCCUUCCCCAACACCACCGGUACCAGCUGCAGUGGCAGCAGCCCCAUUAGUACCAGCUACAGCACCAGAAUCUACCACACUGGCGCCCUCUGGUGGCUUUGAUGCUUCAAUGUUUGGUGGAUUAGGCGACUUGUUGAUGCCUGCCGUAACGCCCCAGAGCACCGGGGGCAGCACUGCUGGAAGCACAGCUGGAAGCAUGGGCACUCCUGUCGCACCGGGAGGCAUUGCAGGCGCUCUGCCUGCCACCCCCCCUCCCGCCAAAACCAUCGGAGGAGAUCUGGACUCAUCGCUGGCCAACCUGAUUGGAGACCUUGGAGUAAAGAAAAAGGACCCGCAGAGUGAAAAGAAGUUGACUGGAGGGGCCAACUGGAUGCCACAGGUCGCCCCCACAAGCUGGGGUACGCCAGCCCCCAUGGCCGGUGCUGCCCCUGGAGCUCCAGGAGCACCAGUAGCAGGUCCACCUGGUGCAGCCAUGGUGCCACCAAUGAGUGCACAGCCUGGAUUUGGCAUGCCACCUGCAGGCGCUCCUAUGAUGCAACCCCUGAUCGGACAGCCUAUGAUGGGGCAGCCCAUGAUGAGACCUCCCUUCACUGGGGUGGUAGGAGCUGCACCCGGAGCCGCUGCCCCAGGAGCCCCGAUCUCUCCAGGACCUGCAAGCCAGAGCCCCAAGAAGCCUAAGGACCCUCUGGCAGAUCUCGACCUCAAGGACUUCUUAUAACGCCCCAGCUGCUUUCCUCUCUGGAUCAGAGCCCUCUCACUUUUUACCUGGCGCCUGUCAACAUCUCAGGACGCCGGCGACAUUCAGCUACCUUACAAGAGCCUCUUUUCUCCGCCCCGCCCUCCACGCCCUGCCCCUUUUCCCGCGUGACGUCGUAGCACAAACUGUGAAAGUGAACCAUAGCGGAUUAUAUCGAAAAUUAAAAAUGGAAAAAAAAAAAAGAUAUGAAUAAAUACAAGCGUGUGCUUUUGUCGAUGUACUUAUCUUUUGUUUAAACAAAAUCACACACACAAAAAAAAGUCCAGAAUAGUAGGUGAGAAAAUGAAGGCGUAUGUGUUUAGAUUUCUUUCUUGUUCUGAGUUGAAUGAUGGCUGUGCUUUGGUGUCCUAAGCUCCACCCACCACCCAUGUUUGUCUCCGCCUCCUCGCAAAGGGGGAGGGGCUCUUCUUUGUGCCACUCCGAUUGGGCAGGAGUGAUAAAUAAAUCCCCUCCCUCCUCCUCCUCCUCCUCCUCUAAAGUUUUUGGAGAAACAUGUUGCGUGUUGUUUACAAAAAAAAGGUCCUCUCUGAUGUACAUAGAUUUCUCUGGCGAGGAUUACGUCUCUAUUCUGUAUGUCUGUGGAAGAGAAAUAUAAAUGUGAACCAGACAUGAAAUUGUACGAAGUCGUGUGAGUAUCCUUCUAUUUCCCGUCAUGAUUUGAAAGUAUUUGGAAACAAUAUGACUGUGGCUAUAUGAUUAAUAUACUGUAUAUUAGGAACAACUUCUAUGGGCCUCUGAGUCAGUCCAGACCAGCAAGUGGUGAGCCUUUUUUUGUUCUUGUUUUUUUUGUUUUUUUUUUAACUUGUGGCUUACUUUUCUAUGUUGUCUUUUUGUUCUAUGUUAUUUACAGUAUGUGUUCUGUUUGUUUUAGAAGAAUCCUCAGACUGCUGUCGAUGCGUGCUGGCAUUGCUAGUAAAAUAACAUAUCUUACAACGUCCUUCCACAGAAAACAAACAAAAAAAAGGUGAAUUUAAGCUUUCCUUCAGUAUAACAGUUGAUGAUUCUGUGCUUUCAUUUUAACUGUGACCAGGUCCGAAUAGUUAUUGUGUGUUUGAUAAGACUGCCAUACCAAACUCUAUGUUCAGACAAGUCAAAUUAAAACGAUCUUAUGUCUGGUUUAAAUCCUGUUUGGAAUUAAACCUUUAAGACUUAAAGAACGCUUCUUUUCAUUUUUCAUCGUGACUUAAAAAAUCCAGUCUUUGAAGGCAGAGUUGUGAACAGAUUAAAGGUACACUGUGAAGUAAAAAAAAAAAGCCUGUUUACAGUCAAUAUUACUUACCAAAGAGCGCGGUAUGACACUGACACCUACCCAAUGCUAUAAAUGCUUAAAAUGAUCUAUCAAAACCUGCAUUGUUUACAAAGGAUAUAAAAUGAUUGCUCCUUAGCGCUACUACCUGUAGAAAAACUCCACAGAGUACCUUUAACGCACAUACUACAGUUUAUGACUACGUUUCCGCUGCUGUUGCACAAACGCUAAUCUAAAGAGACGGAUUGUGACAUUUAACAAGAUCCAGAUCUGAUUUCUGUCUGAACAUGGUGCUUGACUUCGUUUGAUCAUUGCCGACCAACGGCCAAUUGUUAGUGGAACAUCUGUAUAGAUGUAUGUGGCCACACGGGAGCCGAACCUCCUGGCCAUGAACUUGUCCCCCCUCCCCCUCCCCGACACGCCUCUUUACACAAAGCACUUCUGCUCCUGCUGACAUGCAGUGGAAUCGGUGUGAUCUAAGUGUUGACAUGGAUUUGGAGAGUCUAACGCCGGCCCCCUCUCCAGUGCUAAAGCUUACUCGGUGUGUGUUGUCAUUUUAGUGGAUUGGUUGAGAGAAAAAUCACAUCUGACUCUGAGAAAAUAAUGGGAGAUUAUUAACAUUUUCCAUGACUGAAUUAUUAAAAUUGUAUUUUUCUUUAGUUGUAAAUUUAUUUUAUUUACGAUGGCCCUCCCCAGUGCAUGUAAGCCCUUUUGAGAUGCAAUAAAUUCAAUGACGGAUUA
Molecule: messenger RNA, 5649 nt
Organism: Mugil cephalus (flathead mullet)
Lineage: Eukaryota; Metazoa; Chordata; Actinopteri; Mugiliformes; Mugilidae
Gene: snap91a
Product: synaptosome associated protein 91a
Exons: 29
Coding region: 750-3623 (957 amino acids)
Biological process (GO): clathrin-dependent endocytosis; clathrin coat assembly; synaptic vesicle budding from presynaptic endocytic zone membrane
Cellular component (GO): synaptic vesicle; extrinsic component of presynaptic endocytic zone membrane; clathrin-coated vesicle
Molecular function (GO): clathrin heavy chain binding; SNARE binding; phosphatidylinositol-4,5-bisphosphate binding
Source: RefSeq, a predicted model, not a curated record